This is a messenger RNA of Andrographis paniculata, 1473 nucleotides long. Its product is annotated as CAX-interacting protein 4. Bases 227 to 1219 code for a protein of 330 amino acids. Lineage: Eukaryota; Viridiplantae; Streptophyta; Magnoliopsida; Lamiales; Acanthaceae. The transcript is spliced from 2 exons. The record is from RefSeq and is a predicted model, not a curated record. Gene Ontology annotation, molecular function: zinc ion binding; nucleic acid binding.
GCCAGAUUCCUUCCAAAACAAUCGCUGUCUUCUCCUAUCGGCUUCUCUGAUUUUCGUCCUCUCGCAGGUCGCAGCGCGAUAACGUCGGGAAAACGAAUUUGGGUUAAGAACCUACAACCCUAAUUUUGAUUACUAUUGUGCUCCGUCAUCUGUCAAGGUUUUGGGUCUCGAUCCGUGCAAUCCCUAAUUCUUCAUAUCUGUGUUGCCGUAGCCCUAAUUUCCAAACAUGCCGGCGACGGCGGGGAGGGUUCGCAUGCCGGCGAACAACCGGGUGCACAGUAGCGCCGCUCUGCAGACCCAUGGAAUAUGGCAGAGUGCAAUUGGGUACGAUCCAUAUGCACCGAACAAGGAGGAGAAGAGUGCUAAAGCUUCUGAGAAGAGCGCCUCUGCUGAGCCUGACACUGAGAAUGCAUAUGCUAGCUUUCAGGGUUUACUUGCCCUUGCUCGGAUCACAGGGUCGAAUGCUGACGAGGCGCGCGGGGCAUGUAAGAAGUGCGGGAGGGUUGGGCAUUUAACGUUUCAGUGUAGGAACUUUCUGAGUGUGAAGGAGGAUGAAACUAAGGAUGCAGAUGCUAUACAUGCUGCAGUUAUGUCCGGCUUGGAGAAGUUGAAGGGAAAGAAUGCAUCGAAGAGUGAGGAAAGUAGUGAAGAGGAAGACAGCGAGAGUUCUGAUUCUGAUUAUGAUUCGGAUAUGGAGAAGGCCAUAGCAGAGAAGUAUGGAAAGAGCAUUAAUGGUGGGAAACAGGGUAGUAAGAGUCAGAAGAGGUACGAUAAUGAUGAGUCGGAUGAUGAUGAUGAUGAUGAUGGGCGUGAGAGAAAAGUUAAAGAGCAUAAAAAGAGGGAGAGGAAAGAGAGAGGGAGGUCAAAGAAAAGGAGUUCAAAGAGAGAGAUGAGUGAUUCUGAGGAUGAAGAAGAUCGGGGGAGAAGAAAGAGGAAGGAGAAGCGGAGAAGAAGGGAUGAUUAUUCAUCAAGUGAAGAUGAAGAGCGCAGGCGAAGGAAGAGGAAGACGAGAAAGGAGAAGCAUAGGAGGAGGAAUCAUCGGGAUUCAGUCAAUGAUUCAUCAUCUGAUGAUUCUGCUGAGCUUCGCCGUAAGAGGAGAAACAGGAAGGCACGCUCGGUCUCUGAUUCAGAUGGCAGUGACUCAGAUGAUCAUCGAGUCAGAAGACACAAGAAACGAUCCAGUAAGAAGAGGAGGAGCCGCCACCAUGACGAUAACUAGAUCCUCUGGUAGAGGGCAGGUCAUAUAUUCUAUACAUUAAGCUGUGUGUUCCUAUGCUUUCCAUAUGAAAUCGUUAAUCUAACUGUGCUUGUUGAUGGCAUUUUACCGAAACUAUAUAUCCAUGUAUGGUUUGCUUUACUAUAUCUUUCCGUCAUUGUGAUGUUCGAAUUGCUAUAUCUUCUGUAUGGUAUGUAUGAAUAUUGUUGAGGAUUUAACUCCGUGUUUUUUAGAUGGCUUGUGCUGAUUUCUUGAGA